AUGAGAAGGAUCCUGUUACCCUUGAUUUCACUCUUGGGCAUUGCUAGCUACGUGGAUGCUAGACACAAUAUCAUUGAUCAUGGAGCUAUCCAUAAUCAAUCUGACACUGCAACUGCGUUUAAGAAUGCCUAAGCCUUUUUGGAUGCAGUGAUAGCAGCAAACAGCUCUGAAACUGACAGAGAAGUUUACAUCCCCAAAGAAAAAGGCUAAUUCUUUACACUUAUGCCUACUUAACUUAACAAUCUUAAGAAUAUAACCUUCACCAUUGAUGGGUAUGUGUAUCUAUCUGAUGAUAAUAAGAACUGGCCAAAUGAUGGUAAAACUGUGCUAGAUUUUAUUCAUAUCAAUGAUUCUGAAGACAUUCAUAUCAGAGGAGAGGGAACUUUUGAUGGCCAAGGCUAUUGGUGGUGGAUGAGAGAAUACAUUGUUGCAAAUAAAUUCAGCAGACCUUAAAUUCUUGGAAUGAAUCGGGUGUAGAAUUGCAUAAUAGAAGGAGUCAGGUUUUUAAAUUCUCCAAGAUUCCAUAUGUAUUUGUAGGAUAUUAAUAAUUUCCUUAUUUAAGACCUAGAGAUCAGAGUUGAUGUUUUAUAGCAAAAGAAACUUGCAAUAAAAUAUGGAAAAUAUAACUUCAAGUUUGGAAUUCCAACAUUCCCUUUGAAUACUGAUGGUAUUGAUCCUUCUGGUAGUAAUAUUCUUAUCAGAAAUGUUAAUAUAACCAGUUAUGAUGAUUCUAUUGCAAUCAAACCAUCUCAUGGGGAUCGUAUAAUUGCAAAGUGUUCUGAGAACAUUAGAGCUGAAAAUAUUACUACAUGGAUGGGCUUAGGAAUGACUAUUGGCUCAGUACCUCCUAAUUAACACCAUUCUUGUGUUAGAAACGUGACUUUCAAAAAUGUUGAUUUCUGGUUCCCAAUCAAAGCAGUCUAUAUCAAGUCAAAUCCAGGAACAGUAGGAGAUGGAGUCAUUGAAAAUAUUUUAUAUGAAAACUUAAAGAUCUUUACUCCUGUAUGGUGGAAUAUUUAUAUUGGCCCUCAACAAUAAAAGUAGCCAGAUGGCCGUGGUCCAGGUUGCAUGCUUUAUCCAAUUUCUAAAGAAUGCGAGACCCAACCUAGAAUAACAAUGAGAAACAUAACUUUAAGGAAUAUUCAUUCAGUUGGAGGGUUCUUACCAGGCAUUGUUAGAUGUAACGAGACCAAUCCUUGCACUGACUUCACUUUUGAAAAUGUCAAGCACGACGGCCUCAUCUCCGACUUCAAGUAUGGAUUUAUCACUGAGAACAUCUUUGGAAAAGUUAUUGACUCAUAUCCAGCACCAAGCUUUAAUCAAUCCUCUACCAAUGAGGACAUUGAAAAAAUCGCAAACUACUUCAAGAAAUACCUUCAUGAACUUGAAGCAGUUGAGGAAUGA
Messenger RNA from Stylonychia lemnae, 1404 nucleotides. The record is from the annotation of a GenBank genome assembly. Lineage: Eukaryota; Ciliophora; Spirotrichea; Sporadotrichida; Oxytrichidae.